AUGUUCGUGUUGGAUGAUGAUGAGAAUAGUAUAUUCUCUAUCCAAUUCCUUUUUCCUCGUUCAAUUCAGGUAAGUCCAGCCAUGGAACCCGAAAUAAUUCCACCGAAAAAGCCCAUUUUCGACCCUCUGAAGGCCCAUGAAAUCACAGAAGGCAAACAGGCCGAGUUCCGGAAGGUUCCGGUCCCAUCCCACCGCCUCAAACCCCUCAAGGACGCCUGGGAUAUAAUCUACGACAAAGUCUACAAUGUCAUGAAUGUGGACAUCCGCAUGAAUCUGAAAGCCCGUCGUGUAGAGCUGAAAAACAAGCGCGAAACUCCCGAUAUCGGCCACCUUCAGAGAUGCGCGGAUUUCGUCCAUGCCUUUGUUCUCGGUUUUGAUGUACCUGACGCGAAGCUUAUGCUGAGUUACGAUGAGUUGUACAUUGACUCUUUUGAGAUAAGAGAUGUGAAGAGGCUAAGUGGUGAGCACCUGUCGCGUGCGGUGGGCAGGCUUUCGGGAAAAUCGGGUAAGACAAAGUUUGCAAUCGAGAAUGCCACUAAGACUCGGAUUGUGAUUGCUGAUAAGCGGAUUCAUGUGAUGGGACCUUUUGCCCGUAUUAAGAUUGCGAGGAGUUGUCUUUGUAGUCUGAUCAUGGAACUAUUAGAUUUGCAUUGCGGCUGCCGGAGGAAGAAGCUUCGUGUGUCCAAUCAUACAUUGAUAAAGUCUUGUGCUUACCCGUCGGGGAUGCAAGUCGUGUCUCCCCCUCUCUCUCUGUCCCCGGCUUGCAUCCCCGACGGGUAA
Striga asiatica is the source of this 780-nucleotide messenger RNA. Lineage: Eukaryota; Viridiplantae; Streptophyta; Magnoliopsida; Lamiales; Orobanchaceae. The record is from the annotation of a GenBank genome assembly.